Molecule: messenger RNA, 2981 nt
Organism: Ruditapes philippinarum (Manila clam)
Lineage: Eukaryota; Metazoa; Mollusca; Bivalvia; Venerida; Veneridae
Product: hamartin-like
Biological process (GO): negative regulation of TOR signaling; negative regulation of cell population proliferation; regulation of cell cycle
Cellular component (GO): TSC1-TSC2 complex
Source: RefSeq, a predicted model, not a curated record
AAAACCUCGCAUCAACUAAAGAGGCCUGGCUUGUUCACAGUCUUGUUGAUUAUUAUUACAUGACACAGUCAUACAGUGUUGUUGAUAUUUUGUGUGGUGUUCAAGACCCCCAUGAUAAGAAUCUGUUGGAGAAGCUGCAUGAUGGAAUAAAAUCUCAAGAACACCAACUAAAUGCUCUUCAACUUCUCCUCCACAUUGUAUGUAAGCAACCAUUGUGGAUCAACAAGAUUGUAAAAAUGUCAGUACUGAAGGUCAUCCUAAAGUGUCUCAAGACUGAGACAAGCAUCCCAGUUCUAACUACCGGCGUAACCAUAGUAACCGUGCUGCUGCCUUCAAUUCCUACAAUAGUUGGUCCUUAUCUACCAGACCUUUUUGAAAUAUUCAAUAAGUUGGCUUCAUUUAGUGUGAAAAGACCACCUGGGAACACGCCAGACAUAUUUUACCUACACCUGCAGAUUUCGGUGUAUGCCCUGUUCCAUCGUCUGUAUGGUAUGUUCCCGUACACAUUUCUGGCAUAUCUCAGACAGUAUUAUGCAAAAAAGGAAAACAUUCCAGUCUUUGAGGAGGUGAUAAAGAGUAUGUUGGAAAGAGUCAGGUUACAUCCAUCAUUGAUAACUGGAAACAGGGAACAGGAGACCUCCACACAAAGAUGGCGGCAGAUGGAGACAAGUGAUGUGGUUGUAGAAUGUAACAAGAUGUCUUUAGAUCCAGUGGAAGGAACAUGGGAGGAGCUACAGUGUCCAAUCAUAGCUUCAAGAUAUCUGAGUGACAGGCCUGCAACCAAUCAGGAGAGACAGGGACUCAUUUUACAACCCCUUAAAUUACCAUCAGUUUCCAUGGCAACAACCGGACAGCAAGACACAAACCAGGCUGGUCAAGACACAUUCUGGAGCCCGUCAGAGGUGAUCGGACUGUCAACCCCUCCAGCUACCCCGGCAUUGAGCAGUCUAGAAACCUCGCUAGGGGGUACCACCACAUCCCAUGUAAGCCCAGCAGUGAUUUUGAAUGCCGGAACCCCCAUGAACACACCUAGAGAGACGCCACCCAUUAGUGAAGAACAUGAUAGGCAUGCCAGUAGAACUAGUAGCAGAGGAGCUCCUCACGUCAAGCUGGUUGACCCCAAGCGACUUAGCUCAGAGUUUCCUGUCAAUCAGUCUGUCCCCUUGUUGACCCCUUCAAGUAACAUGCAGAGCGUGCCACCUUCCCCACUGAAGGCGGAGUUUACAAACACGCCUCCUCUUGGAGUGAAGACACUCCCAGUAAUGAAUGCAGCCAGGGAACUGCAGUUUGAUCACGACCAAUCAGACGAAAAAACAAUGGGUCAUGUGACCAGAUUGAACCCAUCACAUGAGUUUUCAAAAAAUGUUGUCAAGCCAGAACCCUUUGAAAUAAGACCACCUAGGAAAAUUUCUGAAGGUCAAAUGAGUGCUAGUGGUCAGAACACGCCUAGAAGAAGUGGGUCUGCAACAAUGUUUGAAGACAGUCUGAGAGAGAGUAGUCAAGAUACAGGGGAGGUAAUUGAGAAAGUGAGAACUCCAUCAGUAAGUUCAGUAACAAAGGCAGAUAGAGUGUCAGUGGAUACAAUCUCGCAGGUGAUAGAAGAAUUAGAAAGUCAACCUAGUCAUGACGAGGACAGUGAUGAUGAAGUGUCCGAGUUGACCUCUAGUUCUAGGUCACAUGGUAUAGGUCAUUCGGCAAUGCUGACAUCGGAGUCUGUGAAGAAAUUCAUGAAAAACGUAAACAGAAUCCGUUUUAAUAGCCUCACUGCUACCAACAGCAUUGAACCUGAGCCGGUGAAAGGUUUCAGCUGCAAAAGGUCAAGGUCAUGUCCGCAGUUUCCAAAAAUAGAAACAACAAUGGAAGAAGAUGAAGAGUUAAUUUCAAGGUCAGUUUCAGUGACAUGUCAGAAUACGUCUCAUGAGGAGAUAGAAUUUAAAUCCAACUUCGAGGAGAUUCAGUCAGAAGCUGUGAAGGAGCCAAUACCGGUGGCACCAGUGCAGCCAACGGACAACAUUUGUGACAUUUCAAUAUCUAGCACAGGAAGUAUGGUCACUGUCAACAAAAAACAGGAACCAGUCGCCGUCGCCUCUGUGCCGUCUCCUGCAGUUAUACCGGUUCCGAAAUGUCCCGUGUACUCUGGUAAAUCAGAUGAUGUUGAGACUAAUAGAGAAACAGACGACUUGUUACGAAUCCUGAAACAGAUACUGAACAUGCCGUCUGCAACUACUUGUGCGAAAUGUCAAGGUCAGAUGGACGGAUCACAGAUUGGUCCAUCGAAGCCGUUUUUUAGCACAUUCUCACCUCCGGAGUUAUUAGACCGCCAUAUUAGCCUGGGAAAAGAUAUUCAUGCUAAAGAACUUAGUAAGCUUCCAAUUCCAUCGACGCAGGAGGUGAACUGGACACACUUUGGAGGAACGCCCCCAGCUGACGAGGUUAGUAUACUAAGAGGUCAGUUGAUGCUUCUACACAAUCAGCUUAUGUACGAGCGUCACAAGAGGGAUCAACAUGCUAAAAGAAACAGGCGACUUCUCAGAAAGAUUGCACACUCGAAGACUUUGGAAGAACAAAACAAUUCAAUGAGUGAACAGUUAAAACAGAAUGACGUGAUGAUACGAGAUUUGCAGGUGUCAAUAAAAUUACUACAGGAGGAGAAUCACAAACUAAAAAAGAUAAAAGACGAUGAGGAGCACACUAAACUUGUUCAGCUACGAGCCUGCUUGCAGGAGAAUGAAGAUUUGAAUAAUGCCAAGAAAGAGUUAAAUAUGCUUCUCGUACGACAAAGGGAAGAACAGGAUACCUUGAAAAAGAGAAUUAUGGCUACGGAAGCAAAAUUGUUUAAUACAGAAAAAGAAUUGGAAAAAAUGAGAGACGUGGCAAACCAUAAUACAAAAUUAAAAGAGCAGGUAGGUUGUUUCUAUUUUUGUAUCCACAGAAAACAAUUACAUCAGGUAUGUCUGUUAUCAUAAGUUUUUUCUUUUUCA